AUGGGAAAAGAAAACGGUAUCAGAGCAGCCAAUUUUGAAAUAUUUUUUUCAAAAUGUAAAUACAGUGACCCUGUUUUGACACCCACCACGAGAGAAUUCAGCUCCCUCUCUCCCCCGUCACGGCAGAAGGUUGAGGCUGGUGCUCUAAUCCAGCAGCACUCGUGCUCGUGUGGCAGCAACAGAGACACGCACGCGUGCGCGCACACACUCUUUAGUCUCACUUGGGGCUAAAAACCUACACAGCAGCACCAACGUCGUCAAAGCCCCUGAUGCGGUGACAGUGAUGAUACUCUAGAUGCUUAUAUGACUGGACACCAGCUGCACAGGAUAAACCGGAGCAGCAGCAGCUCAUGUUGAUAUGUUCAACACGUGCUGGCAGCGUUUUCCCGUUUGGUUUUAGACUGUGAGCAAACAAAGAUUGUAACAACCGAGGAAACACUUCGCUCGUAUUAUCGCAACAACAACUCCUCCACAUGGGGAUUGUGGUCUACAACAUCUCCACCACCUCCGCCCACGUGAGCUGGCCGCCAUCCCCCGGCUGCCUGGACACCUUCUACAGUGUCAUGUACGACCCCAACUGGAACAGCCUGCUCAUGGGCUACAAGCGCAAGAGUUUCAUGCACGAGGAGCGCAUCCCCGUCAGUCAGACGAGCACACACCUGGGCAACCUCCUCCCCCAGACCACCUACUUCCUGUGCGUGACGUGUCAGGCUGCCAAUCCAGUGCCGGACCAGUGCCAGGUGUUCAGCACUCCGAGUGUGAGCGGGGAGGGUCACGACAGGGCGGGCUGGGAGCUCGCCAUGGGCGUCUGGCUGACCUGCUGCAUCUUGCUGCUGGUCAUCGCCAGCAUCCUGCUUUGGGGAUGUCUUCACGCCAUCUGCUCCCUGCCGGGCCGGGCCGCGGGCGGCUGCCCUGUGGUGACUGACUCCAGCCUCCAAGACACGUCCGGAUCUGGACAACUCUACACGCCCCGAAGCAGCAUGGACGCCACUAAACAUUCCACCAUCAUGCCACCCCCCCUCCUCUCAGCGCAGACCCCUGGCCACAUAAUUACCCAAGACCAUGGGCUGAGGCACCUCGCUAAGCUGUCUGGCAGUGAGCCAGUGUGAGUCAACUGGAUUGAGGUCAUCACAGCAUUGUUCUGCCUAGACUCAAUUGUCACAGUGUUUUCAUUUUUUAAUAAAAGUGUUUCCACAGUAACAAAUAAAAUAGAACUGAACCACUUCAAACUUUUCAAUGACAAAUGUUGUACAAAGACAUUGAAUAACAAUUUAUCCAAAUUUGUUCAGCUUAAUGUUUCUCUUGUAAUUCACAAGAAGCUCAUGAGGUACUUGAUGUGUAUGUGUUUGUGAUAUACAUUUAGAUCUAUGCGUACAAACGUCUGCAUUUAUUUUGUGUGUGUGUAUAUUUCAGGACAUCUCGCUCAUAAUGUUUUCCAACAGUUAUGUUUGCUCCCACAGAUGUUUCUUACAAAGUGUUCAACAUGUGGACUCAAAGGAAGUCAGUCAAGUCAUGCACUCAUGAAAUCCUAGAAAA
Molecule: messenger RNA, 1536 nt
Organism: Scophthalmus maximus (turbot)
Lineage: Eukaryota; Metazoa; Chordata; Actinopteri; Pleuronectiformes; Scophthalmidae
Product: fibronectin type III domain-containing protein 9
Exons: 2
Coding region: 474-1109 (211 amino acids)
Molecular function (GO): protein binding
Source: RefSeq, a predicted model, not a curated record